UCAAAUAUUCCAUUUUCUGCAAUAAAAGCAAUGCUACCACAACCUACAAUUGAAUCACGUGAACGCAAGCUAAUUUAUGUUUUUCCAGGUUAUGUAUCUGUAAAUGAAAAGAAGUAGGUAGGCAUUUUCAAAAUAAAAUAUCUGUAUUAAAACAUGUCUUUAGUUAUUGAUUAGGGGUAAUUGUAAACAACGAUCUAGUCUGUUAAAUUUCUAUGGUUAGUUAGCUACCUAAUUUGUUUACAAUUCCCCGAAGUUUUACUCCAUUUGCCUUCAUAGUUUAUUAAAAUAGUGUUCACAAUUACCCCAAAGACUUGGGGGUAUUUGUAAACUGAUGGGGUAAUUGUAAACUUGUUUUUAAACAAAUAAAGUCACGUUUUUAACAUUUCAUAGUUGCAUAACGUGAAACAAAAGACAUCAAAUAACGUUGUUUUUAUAAUUUAACUUCGAAAAAUUAACAUUUCCAUAUUUUAUGAAAAUAUACUGUCCAGACUAGCAAAAACCGUUUACAAUUCCCCCACUUGACCCUACUUACUUACUUAAUUAUAUGUGUUUUUUAGGAGACAAAUUCGUGUUCUCCAGAGAGAGAAACAAGAAGCUAGGUGCUAAUUUAAGAAACAAAGAAACAUUUAUUCCGCCAACCGAAGAAUUACGAAAUGUUAUAAUAAAAGCCAGAGAUGAUGCAGUCAAUGAUUGUAAAAUACUAGGAAUAGAUAUGUUAGAAAAUCAGUGGGAGGCAGCUUUAACGGAAGAUGAUUCUGACCAUACAGACAGCAAUUUUUUGCUUCAAUCCAAUGUUACCUCGACGGCACUUCAAGAUGAAGCAGAACAAUUAUCAGAAACCCAAUUAACCGCAAAUGAAGAAGAUAUACAAGAUAUUAACAAAGAUGAAGAGAUUUUGCAAAAUUUUACAUCCUUAGAUAUAAAAGACCUAAGCGGAUGCAAAACAGACAUAUCAGACAUCUCUUUAAUCAAAAUUAAAAUUAAUGAUAAAGAAAUGGUAGUUAAAAAAUCAACUUUAUGUUGGCUGUUUUUCAAAAGAAAAGGACGCUUGUCGAGCGAUAGGUUAAUUCGAUGCAAAGCUAUGAGUGGACCAACGAGUUCCUCAAAAAAAAGAACAUCAGGUAUUAAUGAAAAAAUAGGCAAAAAAUGUGUCAACAACCCGGUCAAAAACACACAAAAUUUGAAAACUCAGAAGACUCAGCAGAAGAAGAAAAGUGAGAAUAUCUCAGAUUCUGAGACUUCAGUAAGUGAUUCGUUGUCUGUUCAUAGCGAGUUUGAGAAUGAAACCUUUUCGGAAGACGAUGAUUCUGAAAUAAGCUCGGAAUAUGCUACGAAAGCUGGUAUAUUGCAAGGAUCAUAAAAGUGGUAGAUAAUGCAAAAAGUGAGAUAAAGUUUUUAAAAUUAGAACUAGAUAAGUAUGUUUGGCCAAGAGAGGACGAUAAACAAAUUGUUAACAAUAAGUUCAUUUUUUAUGGUCCAGUGUCAUUAAUGGGUAAUGGACCUUUUCAUUUAAGACGAAAUGAGAAAAUAAAAAUUGAGCAAAUUUUUAAGACCAUUAAGAAAGAGCUAAAAGAGUUUUUGUAAAAUGUUUUGUUUUUUAGACAUGUUUCUUAAUAUUUUUUUUAUUAAAAUUUUUUGUAAGACAUAGGUAUUCGUUUAUUGUCUUCUACAAAACCCUUAAAAAACUGCCCGUAUUUAUUAAAAAAUCUGAUAAGGCUUCAGCAUCGCACAUAAUUGGGCGAAAAAUAAC
This is a messenger RNA of Photinus pyralis (common eastern firefly), 1750 nucleotides long. RefSeq lists its product as uncharacterized. Lineage: Eukaryota; Metazoa; Arthropoda; Insecta; Coleoptera; Lampyridae. The transcript is spliced from 2 exons. The record is from RefSeq and is a predicted model, not a curated record. The coding region runs from base 545 to 1360 and encodes 271 amino acids.